CGAUAUUGUCAAUUGCAAUGUUUACAGAUUUUUGUAUUUACUAUUUAUAUACAUCACCUCCCUUUAUAUUUGUUUUGUAUUUAAAUAUGAAUUAAUCCACUUAAAUUAUAAAUAAUCAGGCAUUAUUAAGUGAAACACAAUUCACACACACAGUAAUUUUUAGAGUUGUCUUUGCUAGUAUUUACAGACUGCCCAAGUUCUCCUAAUGAUUCAUCACCCAAGGGUAGAUAAAAAUUGAUUUUUUUAGGAAUGUUAAACCAAGACUAAAAAUACCAAAAUGGGGUCUUUAUUUGAAAAUUACGAGCAGCAAUAUUCAACGUUAACGGCUGACAUUACAGCUCAAGUAGGUCUGUUAAGUGCCUCAGCCUCAAAAGACCGUCGCCAACUUAUAUCAAACAUAGAAAAACAUGUUGAAGAGGCACAGGAACUGCUGGAACAAAUGGACUUGGAGGUCCGAGAAGUUGAUCCGUCAAAGAAACAAAGGUGCAGAACAAAACUAGACUGUUACCGAGCAGAAUUGAAACGUCUUACAUUAGAAUAUAUUAAAGCUCGUACAGUGAAGCAAGAGUCUUUAUAUGAUAGCACAGAAGAUGUUCGCAUUUCCAUUGAUCAGAAGCAAAGACUAUUGGAUAAUGGGGAAACACUGGAGAGGGCCGGGAGAAAAUUAAAUGAAGGCUACCGUGUUGCCUUGGAAUCUGAAGAAAUUGGGCAUCAGGUGUUGAAAAAUUUAGCCGAGCAAAGGGAAACUAUUCAGAGAAGUAGGAAUCGGCUAAGAGAAACUGAUGAGGAACUGAGCAGAUCAUCACGACUACUAGGUAAUAUGAUAAUGAGAGCACUACAGCAAAAAGUCAUUCUUGGUAUAGUUGCUGUGUGCUUUUUAGUUUUCAUCUCUUUUGGAAUAUAUUUAAGUUUUCAAAGUUAGGAAGUUAGGUUUUGUGAAAGAAACUUGUGUGGCUUAGAUUUGCAUUUAAAAAAAGUCUUUUUGUUAUUUUGAGGUUUUUCUAAAAAGCCUGUAGUUUUAUUACUUACUAAUAUUAAGUACAAAAGUACUUUUCACUGAUUUUAUUCUUAGACAUUCCUUUGCCAACAGAUCAAGCCCUUAUGAAUUAAAAAAUCAUUAAAUCCAGUUUGAGACUUACCUGGUUUUACAAGAAAAGCAUAUAGUUUACUUUAAAUCUGUUUUUAUUAAUAAAACUAGCAUAUAAUUCAUAAAUUAAAGUCUACACCUUACCCACACCAUUUUCUUAACUUAGAAGUGUAUAUAUUAUGUACUGAUUUGCCAUAUUCUUACGUAUUUA
This is a messenger RNA of Anthonomus grandis grandis, 1298 nucleotides long. It is a transcript of the gene Vti1a, whose product is annotated as vesicle transport through interaction with t-SNAREs homolog 1A. The transcript is spliced from 4 exons. Bases 278 to 922 code for a protein of 214 amino acids. Gene Ontology annotation, molecular function: SNARE binding; SNAP receptor activity. Lineage: Eukaryota; Metazoa; Arthropoda; Insecta; Coleoptera; Curculionidae. Gene Ontology annotation, biological process: vesicle fusion with Golgi apparatus; Golgi to vacuole transport; macroautophagy. Gene Ontology annotation, cellular component: late endosome membrane; Golgi apparatus; ER to Golgi transport vesicle membrane. The record is from RefSeq and is a predicted model, not a curated record.